CCCCCGCUAGUCAUUUCUCCAUUUAUCAGCCGGUAACGUUCAAUGGUUCAGUAGCUUUAUAUUAUGACAGUAGUGGUUUUGAGUUGUACUUCACACGUGAAUACCUCGACAGUUUUUUACUCAUCAUGUUGACAUCGCGGCGGAAGAGUUUGGUCCUUCUUCGUGUCUAAGCUAGUAGCUAGCCUCAUUUGUUUACAUCCCACAGAAGGAAACCCCUGACGAAUCUGACUGACAUCUGCCUCCUCACUCCUUCCUUCCUUCUUUCCUUCUCCUGCCGUUUGAAAGUUAAAGAUGUUUUCUUUAAUGACAGUGGACAAAUAAGAGGGAGGAUGAGUUACUUUGGACCAGCAGAGCUGGUGGCAGGUCUCUGUCACACAGAUAAGCAGAAUCCGUUCCCUCUGUGGCAGAAUGGACACGUCAGCUCCUGCUUCAACCAGCUCGUCCUUGGGGCCCUGCCUUAUGCUGGGAUGGCUAUUUUCAGCGCUUGCUACCUCAGUGUAGCAAGAUGCAGCCUCCUCCAGACGUCUGCUCCCUGUGGUUGGACACUCAGGCUGGUUUCUGCUCUACUGGCUUUAUUGCUCUUCACUGCAGAUGUUGUUCUGGUCAGCAUCCUCCAGCAGGGGGACAUGUACCUGGAUGUCCUUACUGACAGCUGUGCCAUCCUGGCCUGGCUGCUCCACUUGAGUGCCAUAACAGUGCUCCAGAAAAGUGUUUUCAGGGGAACUCGAGGGCCUCCCCAGCUGUUUGUACUGGUCCUCUUAUUGGUCCCUAAUCUUGUCAUCACCUUGACGAUUUACUGUGACAGUGAAGGAUAUUUAAACAUUAGAGAACCUCUUAAACUGGCCCGAUUUGUCCUUGCCUCAGGCCGGGCAUUCCCUCUUCUGGUUUACCUCCUGGCAUUUGCAUUUCCUUAUGUCACUGAUGGUGACUACACCUUGAACAUCAACACAGUGGAUGAUGGAUCCCCGCUGAUCUCAGAGAGUGCCCUGCCAGAUACAGGUGAGAUAGUGGCUGAGGACGGGAGUGGUUGGACCUCUCGACUCUUCUACCUGUGGUUGUCUCCGCUACUCAGACGUGGGCAGCAUGGAGAGCUGGACAAACCAGCUGAUGUUUAUCAUCUUCCUUGGAAACUUCGGACUAGUGUGGUAACUGGGUACUUCCAUCAGUGCUGGGAAGCCUGCAGACGAGGGACAUCUGUGAGUAAUAGGCAGGACCAGUGGCCCAGGCCGGUCAGCAGGCACCUCCUCAAUGGCACCUGGAGUUCACACUACCUGGAGGAACCGCUAGAACUGGAGGGUGAUGUAGGCCUGCUGAGAGUGUUGCACAAUGCGUUUGGGUUGAGAUAUUACAUGCUUGGUCUGUUGAAGGUGGUGGUUAAUAUGCUGAGCUUUGCAGGGCCCUUGCUCCUCAGCAGUUUGGUGAACUUUAUUGAGGAGGUAGAAGCACCGGUGAGCACAGGGGCCUUGUGCGUACUGGGGCUUUUUGCUGCCACCUUGCUCUCUUCCAUUCUGCGGAACGUGUUUGUCUUUGAGGUGUCCAAGGUGGCACUGUCUGCACGUGCUGCACUCAUUUCGGCUAUCUACAGCAAAGCCCUGCGGGUCAGUGGCAGCAGUUUGACUGGCUUCACUCUGGGAGAAGUGGUGAACCUGAUGAGCACCGACUCUGACCGUGUUGUGAACUUCUUUAACAGUUUCCAUGAGUUGUGGAGCCUGCCAUUCAGUUUUUCUGUCACCCUUUACUUGCUGUAUCUGCAGGUAGGGUUGGCUUUUCUUGGAGGACUAGGCGUGGCACUGCUGCUGGUGCCACUCAACAAGUUCCUCGCUUCUCGUAUCAUCAGCAACAACAAGCACAUGCUCAGGCACAAAGACAGCCGUGUGAAGCUCAUGACAGAGAUCCUCUUUGGUAUUCGUGUAAUCAAGUUCUACAACUGGGAGUCACACUUUACCCAGAGGGUCGGCGACUGUCGUAAACAAGAACUUUCCCACCUCAAGAACCUCAAAUACCUGGACGCCAUGUGUGUGUACACGUGGGCAGCGCUGCCUGUCGUCAUCUCCAUCCUCACCUUUGUGACGUAUGUGAUGCUGGGACAUCAGCUGACUGCAGCCAAGGUGUUCACCACGCUGGCUCUGGUGGGAAUGCUGAUUAUUCCACUGAACUCUUUCCCCUGGGUCCUCAACAGCAUCCUGGAGGCCAAAGUGUCUCUGGAACGAAUCCAGUCGUUCUUCAAACUGACCAACCAGGAUUUGCAGGCUUACUAUGCCUUAGUGUCUCCUGAAGAUGCCCAAACAUCUGUCCUUUUGAACCAGGGGACAUUUUCUUGGCAGAGUCCCGAUGGUCUUGACAAUGACAAAGAAGAAGCAACUGAACCUGGAGCUGGUAAAGGGAGUCUGCUUCUGCACACUCUCAAUUUACAUAUAAUUAAGGGCUCCCUAAUUGUUGUGGUUGGCAAAGUUGGAUGUGGAAAGAGUUCCUUAUUGGCUGCUCUCACAGGAGAACUCAACAGGCGGAGCGGCGUGGUUUAUAUUGCGGACAGAGAGACGGGCUUUGGUCUGGCCUCUCAGGAACCAUGGAUCCAGCAUGCAUCAGUACGUGACAACAUCCUGUUUGGCAAAGAAUAUGAUCCCACCUUCUACCAGGCAGUGAUUGAGGCGUGUGCUCUUGCAGAUGAUCUCAACGUUUUGCCAAAAGGUGACAAGACAGAAGUGGGGGAGAACGGAGUGACACUGAGCGGAGGACAGAAGGCUCGGGUGGCGUUGGCCAGAGCUGUGUACAUGGACAAAGACAUCUACCUCCUGGAUGAUCCGCUGGCAGCGGUUGACACAGAUGUGGCUGAACACCUUAUGCAGAAAUGCAUCAUGGAACUCCUCAGGGGAAAGACCAGAAUCCUUUGCACUCACCGUAUAGAGUUUGUGGACAAAGCCGACAUGGUGGUCCUCAUGGACAAUGGAACCAUCAUCAAAACAGGUAGUCCAGCAGAAAUCCUUCCUUUGAUAGAGGCUGUGCCAAAGAAACGGAAGAAUGACAACAACGCAAAAGAAAAAGAGCAGGAUGAAGAUGAGUCCAGUUCACCAUCAGAUCUGUUGGUGGAUGAUGAUGCUGACCAGUUGCAGGCAGAGCAGAAACAGGCGGGUGGUCUGGCAUGGAGAGUUUACCAGACUUACUGGGCUGCUGUGGGUGGAGUGCUGGCAUCCUCCGUACUGAUAUCUCUGCUCCUCAUGCAAGCUUCUAAGAAUGUUUCUGAUUGGUGGCUGUCCCACUGGAUCUCUGAGCUGACAACCAACGGUUCCACUGUGCCUAAUGCUUCAUUCACAUUCACCUCUGCUCACCUGCUGCUCUUCUCCCAUGGAGAAUUAAUGUCUCCCAUGCUCUCUGCUCAAACCUUCCCAUCCAACAACAUGAGCUCUGACGUCAAGUUUUAUCUGAUUGUGUACGGCUCCAUCGGCAUGGCUAACACUGUCUUCACGGGCUUCCGAGCCAUCCUGUUUGCCUAUGGGGCCAUCUGUGCUGCCAGAACUAUCCACAAUAGACUUCUGGAUCGAGUCCUCAAGGCCACAGUGACCUUCUUCGACACCACGCCUCUUGGACGCAUCCUUAACCGCUUUUCUUCAGACCUUUACAGUGUUGACGACAGCCUGCCGUUCAUCCUCAACAUCUUCCUCGCCAACAUCUUUGGCCUGCUGGGAAUGCUGGUGGUGAUUAGCUAUGGUAUGCCCUGGGUCCUAGUGCCCCUGCUGCCCUUGGCUCUGCUUUACUACCGCACGCAACAAUUCUACCGGCACACCUCCCGGGAGCUGAAGCGGCUGUGCAGCCUCACCCUAUCGCCCGUCUAUUCUCACUUCUCUGAGACACUGACCGGGCUGGGAACCAUCAGGGCCAGUGCCAGCUCUGCCAGGUUUGUGGAGGAGAGUGCUAAACGUCUGGAGCAGAACCAACGCUGCCUGUUCCUUAGCAAUGCCGCCAUGCAGUGGCUGGACAUCCGCCUGCAGCUGAUUGGAGUAACUGUGGUGACGGGCCUCGCGAUGAUCGCUGUCAUCCAGCAUCAGUUUCACACUGUGGAUCCAGGUCUGGUUGGUCUGUCCCUGUCCUACGCUCUGUCCAUCACGAGCCUGCUGUCCGGCCUCAUAUUCAGUUUCACUCAGACUGAGAUGCAGCUCGUGAGUGUGGAGCGGACUGAGGAAUACUCCACCGGUCUCGCCAUCGAGUCUCAGCAGCAAAACACAGAGCUGCCCACUGCGUGGCCCGAGCAGGGCUGGUUGGAGUUUCGCGGGGCAGUUUUGGCAUACAGGGACAGCCUUCCUAACGCGCUGGACGGAGUGAGCAUGGUGGUGCGGCCAGGGGAAAAGGUGGGCAUCGUGGGCCGCACAGGGUCCGGCAAGUCCACACUUUUUCUGGCCCUCUUCCGUAUGGUGGAGCUGAACCAGGGUCAGAUUCUCCUGGAUGGGCUGGACAUCAGCACAGUGGGCCUGAGUCAGCUCAGGUCCAGGUUGGCCAUCAUUCCUCAGGAUCCCUUCCUGUUCAGUGGGACCAUCAGAGAGAAUCUGGACCCGUGUGGGCGACACCUGGACCAGCAGCUGCUGGACGUCCUGGACCAGUGCCACCUCCACUCUGUGGUCAACAGAAUGGGUGGUCUGGAUGCUGAGGUUGGAGAAAGAGGAAAAUCAUUGUCUGUGGGACAGAGACAGCUGCUGUGUCUGGCCAGAGCUCUGCUGACCGAGGCCAAGGUUCUGUGUAUCGAUGAGGCAACAGCCAGUGUGGACCACAGGACAGACAGACUGCUGCAGCAGACCAUCAGGGACAAGUUUCAGGACAAGACUGUCCUCACCAUUGCCCACAGGAUCAACACCAUCAUGGACUGCGACAGGGUUCUUGUGAUGCACAGUGGGAAGGCGGUGGAGUUCGACACUCCGGCGGCUCUCUGUCAAAGUGACCAGUCCAUCUUCCACAGGCUGGUUGGUGGGAACGGAGAAUGAGACGUCUGAGAAUUAGAAAAUAUAUUUUUAUACUUUAUCAUCAUGUCGUCCUGCUCUUUUUGGUCUUGGAAUGGACUUAGGUUAAUCUUUUUCAAGGCUACUUUUUUUUUUUUUU
Solea solea (common sole) is the source of this 5085-nucleotide messenger RNA. RefSeq names its product ATP-binding cassette, sub-family C (CFTR/MRP), member 10 (gene abcc10). Bases 330 to 4970 code for a protein of 1546 amino acids. Gene Ontology annotation, molecular function: ATP binding; ABC-type transporter activity; ATP hydrolysis activity. Gene Ontology annotation, cellular component: membrane. The record is from RefSeq and is a predicted model, not a curated record. The transcript is spliced from 22 exons. Gene Ontology annotation, biological process: transmembrane transport. NCBI's taxonomy places the organism in Eukaryota, Metazoa, Chordata, Actinopteri, Pleuronectiformes, Soleidae.